Molecule: messenger RNA, 2651 nt
Organism: Oryctolagus cuniculus (rabbit)
Lineage: Eukaryota; Metazoa; Chordata; Mammalia; Lagomorpha; Leporidae
Source: RefSeq, a predicted model, not a curated record
UUGUAUAAAUCCACUCCUGACUUUUUGUACUCUGCCACGCUAUAUAACAUAUCUUUGUGGAUUGAUUUUUUUAAGUUUUUAGCCUUAAUAUAGACUGUGCCUUGAAUCUGAGAAUAAUUUUGGUAAUGAGUAUGAAUUAUAUUUAAAUGACUGGGAUAGAGACAUUAAUAGAGUGCUCAAUUGAAAAGAAUGGAAAAAUAAGGAGAAAAAGUAAAAAUAAAAAUAAGUGAGGUUAAGACAAAAAUAUUAGUUAUUUUGUAAUCAUCUAUGAGUAUUCAUACUUUUUUUUUUAACACCAGAGCUGGAGUAUGCAAAAUAUAGUAAGGUUCAAACACAAUUUAACAUAUGACCCAAUAUUCUUCAUAAGGAAAGGGCUAUCAUUCUUUAGGAAAGACGGAUGUUGGAUUUUGUAGGGGAUAAACAUGAGAGCCUUUGUAUGAUCUUAAAGAAGAUAUAACAAUAAGAAAGAAAUUAACAAAAUUUUGAAUUGUAAUGUCUUAAAUCUGAAAGAAAGUAGAGGGGUGAUUGAUGUGAAUAAGAAGAAAAGAGGCUGCUCUGGAGAGAAACACGCAGAGCAGUGGUGCUAACAACAACUACUAGGGGUGGCCACUCAACAUUUUAGUUUUUAAAUAGAUUCUUUUGUGAAACCCUCCUUUGUCAUUGCAAACCUUCAGUCGGAAUCCCAGUACUUACAUACUAGGUGAGUAACACAAUCCUUAUGUGUGAGGACAUGCUUUAUGUCUGCGGGGGACUAUAUCAGAGAAAAGAGCCCAACAAGGUAAGAUAUAUAGAGUUAAGAUUUGUCAAGCAAACACAAAUAUUAGCUUUGAAAAAGCUAAUAUCUCUCAAAAUAAAAGUAAAGAUCAAAAUACAGUCAAGACUCAGAACAUAAAGAAAGAAGUAAAUGCAAAUCUUCAGGAAAACCAGGCAAGCAGAAUGGACAGUGUUCGUGAGGAUGUAAAUCUUCACGAGGGUUCAGAAGUUUGAUGAGGAAAUUCAGCUCGCACUCCACACCUGGAGGUGCUCAUGUCAACUUUUCAUUGAUUUUACGACGGAACAGCAACGUCUAUGAAAGAGAGUCAUAACAAUGAAGGAGCUUUGUUUAGCAAGGAGGAAUGAGUCACUAGGUAGUGUAAAAUAAUUCAAUGUAAAGUAAAUGUGUUGGAAAAACUUUGAAAUAUGAUAGAGAAGAAAACAUUUGCAACAGGAUAGAUGUUCUGCUUCUUUGUUUUUACAUUAUAAGAGUUUAUCAAUGAGAUGUUAUCAUUUUGCAAUGGCUGGGCUUAUGGACCUGGAGGAAAGAAAACAAGCUCAAAGACUUGUGUUUAUUUAGUUACUGAAAUUUUGAGCCAAGACUGUUACAAGAAAAUGUUUAUUGGCUGCUGCUAAUGACUAGCAGAAUAUUCAGAGAAGUUGGGUGUGGGGAGCAAUGUGUGUGUGCGUGCAUGUGUGUGUGUGUGUGUGUGUAUUUGGAGAACCUCAAGUGAAAUGGAUGUGUUGUGCAGGCCUUCCCUCCUCAUUUCUAAUUGCUUCUUAUUUUCUUUAAGAAAUAGAAGCCAACGAUGAGGAAUCACACAACAGUGACAGCCUUUAUUCUUCUUGGCCUAACAAAUGAUCCACAGUUACAGGUGGUCCUUUUUCUUCUCCUUUUAUUCACCUACAUGUUGAGUGUCACCGGGAACCUUCUCAUCAUCACCCUUAGCCUACUGGAUUCACAUCUCAAGACCCCUAUGUAUUUCUUCCUCCGAAAUUUCUCAUUUUUAGAAAUCUCCUUCACAACCGUCUGUAUCCCCAAAUUUCUUGUUAGUAUGGCAACAGGUGAUAGGUCUAUUUCUUACAACGAUUGUGCGGCACAACUGUUUUUCACUAUUCUCCUGGGAGCCACUGAGUUUUUCUUGCUGGCUGCCAUGUCCUUUGACCGCUAUGUGGCCAUCUGCAAGCCUCUGCACUACAUGACCAUCAUGAGCCCCAGGGUGUGCAACUUGCUUGUCUUUGCUUCAUGGUUAGCUGGUUUCCUGAUCAUUUUCCCACCCCUCGUGAUGGGUCUGCAGCUUGACUUCUGUGCUGCCAACACCGUGGAUCAUUUCUUCUGUGAUGUUUCCCCCAUACUGCAGCUCUCUUGCACAAACACAGACACCAUCGAACUGAUGAUGCUUCUGGCAGCCAUCUUGACACUCCUGGUCACACUGGUGUUAGUGAUUCUUUCCUACACGCACAUCCUCGGGACUAUUCUGAACAUACCUUCUACUCAACAGAGGAAGAAAGCCUUUUCCACGUGUUCUUCCCACAUGGUGGUUGUGUCCAUUUCCUACGGAAGCUGCAUCUUCAUGUACGUGAAACCCUCUGCAAAGGAAAGGGUGUCGUUGAAUAAAGGGAUAGCCCUGCUCAGCACCUCUGUUGCACCCAUGCUGAAUCCUUUUAUUUACACGCUGAGAAACAAACAGGUGAAAGAUGCUGUAAAGCACAUGGCCAAAAAGCUCCAAGUCUUCUCACUGAAAUGAACCAAGUUAAGGACGUGACUAUAGUCACGAGUAAAAUAACACAAGGAGAGCAGCGUGUCUCACAGCUCUCUUCCAUGUCUGUACUCAGAACAAUGUUUCUUGACCUGCACUUUUCACUGUGGCUACCUAAUCAACACAGCCUAACCCAUA